This is a messenger RNA of Westerdykella ornata, 513 nucleotides long. RefSeq lists its product as uncharacterized. Gene Ontology annotation, molecular function: protein binding. The record is from RefSeq and is a predicted model, not a curated record. The annotation marks the transcript as partial. The transcript has a single exon. Lineage: Eukaryota; Fungi; Ascomycota; Dothideomycetes; Pleosporales; Sporormiaceae.
CUCGACCACACACUGGACGACAAUGUCCGCGCCUAUUCAUCAAAUACCGACGAUUCUCAUCAAAUACCUACGGCGGACAUUGGUGCCCUUAAUUCGCUCCCCCCCGAGCUUCAUCACAAAAUCCUCGGCCAUCUGGACAUCCGCAGCCUUAAAAACUUCAAGCUCGUAAACCGCCAAACCUCCUCCAUUGUAGACUCCUGCCUUCUAUACCAAGAACUCAAGGAAAGCGCACCAAAUGUGAUUUGUGGAAUCCUAUCCACCAAAUCAGAGCAUUGCACGCCGAUUAAUAUCCUCUACCAAAAACUCUGCACUCCAACCUGCGACCGCUGCUGGGGCGAAAACGGCGCCUACUUCCAUCUCCUCACCCAACAACGCCUCUGCCACCGCUGCCUAUUCCGCUACUUCUCCUACAUCCCCCUUACAAAAGCCGACGCCAUACUCAAAUUCGGCCUCGAGCCAAAAGUCGUAGAUUCCCUUCCCUGCAUUCGCAGCCACCCAGGCAAAUACGGCAAC